Molecule: messenger RNA, 12675 nt
Organism: Phasianus colchicus (ring-necked pheasant)
Lineage: Eukaryota; Metazoa; Chordata; Aves; Galliformes; Phasianidae
Source: RefSeq, a predicted model, not a curated record
UUGGAAAUGCGAGAAAUGAAAAAAAAGAGAAAACGUUCGCGUGAAUGUUUUAGCAGUUCUAAAAGCAAAUGGGCAAACGAUGCACAUUUAGAAUAUAAAUGCAGAACUGACCUUUUCAUUUCACUUGUGUAUGAGUGAGGGAAGGAGCUCACGGCCCCAAGGGAAAGCUGACCCAUCCUAAAGCCAACUCCAGGAGCUGCACUCCACCAGGCAGAGCGGGCACCUGCGCUCACGUGCACAGGACGUGUCAGCAUCUUCCACGUCGGCAGCGACAUGAAAUUGAGCGAAAGGAACUGGCUGCUUACAGAACCCCUUCACAAAGGUUUCGUUUGUACCCAGCAUGCUGGAGAGCACGUUUUUCUGAGUCCUCUCCUCGCCUGCUGCUAAAUACUGAAUGAGUGCUUCUGUGCGCGUGUUGCUUUUUCAAGCGAACGGUAUUGAAAAUAAAUGAAGAGAAGUGCCCUCCUUUUCAAGCGAUAGUAAUCUGAGACUUUUCCGUUACAUGAGGCUCUCCACAGAAGCGUGUAAUUCCACCAGCUUUGUUUAGGAAGAUACCACCAACUCGUGUGGUGCAGCGGGGCGCGGGCAGCCAUCCCACACGCGGCCCUUGGGUUGGGUGCUGCCGCCGCGCCGGGCGCUUCCAGCGGAAGGAGCCUCCCCGGCGUCCCACCGCCAGCCCUGCUCUUCCCCAGCUCCACCGCCCCUUCGCCCUUGGUACAGCCUACGUUUCCUCCACUGUGCCGUAUGGUAAUCGAGUGACAUCAGCCUCCGCCCGGGCGGCUGCUGAUUAUAUUACAAACCAGCCGUAAGGUCUGAGGUGUGCGCGACUCCUGGGAGCGCUGCUGGGACGGCUGCGCGUGGCUCUGGGCUGAAACGCAAGCUCACUUUUCUUUAGGUUAGUUUCACCAGAGCUGGGCAUUUGAAACAAGAUUGAAGCACUGUAGUGGAGCAGAGAAAAAAAAGAAAAAAAGCAAAAAACAACCACCACCAAAAAAACUCUUCCUGGUGCUUUAAGUUUGAAUCUGUUACAGAAAACGUGCCGCCAACCCACACCGCUGGAUUUUGAACCGGAGCUGCUAUUUGCUCGGGGCUCAGUUGAGAGCAUUUUCUCAGGGACCGAAGCCAAACUCCAGAGGAAGCUGGGAUUUACCUGGAUGUGGGGUAGAGAAACCCGUGGUUUCUUUAUGCUGCAGUUCAUCGUAUCCCUGUGUUACCUGUAAAUGGAAUUACAGAAAUCAACCAGUAUGCCUGGGCCGUUGUCCCCAGGAUACGCAGCUCAGGUGCCCUAUAACUAUAAUCAGUUAGAAGGAAGAUUCAAGCAGUUACAAGAUGAACGUGAGGCAGUUCAGAAGAAGACUUUCACCAAGUGGGUUAAUUCCCACUUGGCACGUGUGUCAUGCAGAAUUACAGAUUUGUACACUGACCUUCGCGAUGGAAGGAUGCUCAUCAAACUCCUGGAAGUUCUUUCAGGAGAGAGACUUCCCAAACCAACUAAGGGAAGGAUGCGCAUCCAUUGCUUGGAGAAUGUUGAUAAAGCCCUGCAGUUCCUGAAAGAGCAACGAGUACACCUGGAAAACAUGGGAUCUCAUGAUAUUGUGGACGGGAAUCACAGACUGACACUUGGCCUUAUUUGGACUAUUAUCCUGAGAUUCCAGGUGAGGAUGCAUACAUUACAUGCAUACCUACACACCAACAGAUUGUACAGAGCUGCAGUGGAGGUGCUGUAUUCAUUGUGUUGUCUUUGUUCUGGCAGUUACCCCAAUGUCAACAUUCACAACUUUACCACAAGCUGGAGGGAUGGAAUGGCUUUCAAUGCACUGAUACACAAGCACAGGCCUGAUCUGAUUGAUUUUGACAAGCUGAAGAAAUCAAAUGCACACUACAAUCUGCAGAAUGCUUUUAACCUUGCUGAGCAACACCUUGGUCUUACUAAGCUCCUGGACCCUGAGGAUAUCAGUGUUGAUCAUCCCGAUGAAAAGUCAAUCAUCACCUACGUGGUGACAUAUUAUCACUACUUCUCCAAAAUGAAAGCUUUAGCUGUUGAAGGAAAACGCAUUGGAAAGGUGCUUGACAAUGCCAUUGAAACAGAGAAAAUGAUUGAAAAAUAUGAAUCGCUGGCUUCUGACCUUCUGGAGUGGAUUGAGCAAACCAUUAUUAUCCUCAACAACCGCAAAUUUGCCAACUCACUUGUUGGUGUGCAACAGCAGCUGCAGGCAUUCAACACCUACCGCACAGUAGAGAAACCACCCAAGUUUACAGAAAAAGGAAACCUGGAAGUGCUGCUUUUUACCAUCCAAAGCAAAAUGAGAGCCAACAAUCAGAAAGUAUACAUGCCGAGGGAGGGCAAACUCAUCUCUGACAUAAACAAGGCCUGGGAAAGACUGGAAAAAGCUGAACAUGAAAGAGAACUGGCACUGCGAAAUGAGCUCAUCAGACAAGAGAAACUGGAACAACUUGCACGCAGAUUUGAUCGCAAGGCAGCUAUGAGAGAAACUUGGCUGAGUGAAAAUCAACGUCUAGUUUCUCAGGAUAACUUUGGCUUUGACCUUCCAGCAGUAGAGGCUGCAACCAAAAAGCAUGAGGCCAUUGAAACAGACAUUGCAGCAUAUGAAGAGCGAGUCCAGGCUGUGGUUGCAGUUGCAAAGGAGCUUGAGACUGAAAAUUAUCAUGAUAUCAAACGCAUCACUGCAAGAAAGGACAAUGUUAUACGCCUGUGGGAGUACCUCCUGGAGCUACUCAGGGCACGAAGACAACGGCUGGAAAUGAAUCUUGGCCUACAAAAGAUUUUCCAGGAAAUGCUAUACAUUAUGGACUGGAUGGAUGAGAUGAAGGUGCUUCUGCUGUCACAAGACUAUGGCAAACACUUGUUAGGAGUCGAAGACCUGUUGCAGAAACAUGCUCUAGUGGAAGCUGACAUUGCUAUUCAGGCUGAGAGAGUGAGAGGGGUCAAUGCAUCUGCUCAGAAGUUUGCCACCGAUGGAGAAGGUUACAAGCCAUGUGACCCACAGGUUAUUCGGGACCGCGUCGCUCACAUGGAGUUCUGUUACCAAGAGCUGUGCCAGCUCGCAGCUGAGCGCCGGGCCCGCUUGGAGGAGUCGCGGCGCCUCUGGAAAUUCUUCUGGGAAAUGGCUGAAGAAGAGGGUUGGAUCAGGGAGAAGGAGCAGAUCCUUUCAUCUGAUGACUACGGGAAGGACCUAACCAGCGUCGUCCGUCUCUUGAGUAAACAUAAGGCAUUUGAAGAUGAAAUGAGUGGUCGCAGUGGCCACUUUCAGCAGGCGAUAAAAGAAGGUGAAGACAUGAUUGCGGAAGAGCAUUUUGGGUCUGAGAAAAUCAAAGAAAGAAUUAAGGAUAUUCGGGAGCAGUGGGCUAACUUGGAACAGUUAUCUGCCAUUAGAAAGAAACGUCUGGAGGAAGCCUCUCUCCUUCACCAGUUCCAGGCUGAUGCUGAUGACAUUGAUGCGUGGAUGUUGGAUAUCCUCAAAAUUGUCUCCAGCAAUGAUGUUGGCCAUGAUGAAUAUUCCACUCAGUCCUUGGUUAAGAAACACAAGGAUGUUGCUGAAGAGAUUGCAAGCUACCGGCCAACCAUUGACUCGCUUCAUGAACAGGCAAAGGCUCUACCACAAGAGCAUGCCGGGUCUCCAGAUGUGCAAGGCAGGUUGUCUGGGAUAGAAGAAAGAUACAAAGAGGUUGCUGAGCUGACUCGGCUGCGUAAACAGGCUUUGCAGGACACCCUUGCUCUUUAUAAGAUGUUCAGUGAGGCAGAUGCUUGUGAGCUUUGGAUUGACGAGAAAGAGAAGUGGCUGAAUAAUAUGCAGAUCCCAGAGAAACUGGAGGACCUGGAAGUGAUCCAGCACAGAUUUGAAAGCUUAGAACCAGAAAUGAACAAUCAGGCUUCCCGUGUUGCAGUAGUGAACCAGAUUGCAAGACAGCUAAUGCAUAGUGGCCAUCCAAGUGAGAAGGAGAUAAAAGCACAGCAAGAUAAGCUCAACACAAGAUGGAGCCAGUUCAGAGAACUGGUAGACAGGAAGAAGGAUGCUCUGAUCUCUGCCUUAAGUAUCCAGAAUUACCACCUUGAAUGUAAUGAAACCAAGUCCUGGAUCAGGGAGAAAACCAAAGUGAUUGAAUCCACUCAAGAUUUGGGUAACGAUCUGGCUGGAGUGAUGGCUCUGCAGCGGAAGCUGACAGGCAUGGAACGUGACCUGGUAGCCAUUGAAGCUAAGCUCAGUGACCUGCAAAAGGAGGCAGAAAAGUUGGAAUCAGAGCAUCCUGACCAGGCACAAGCUAUCCUUUCACGGCUUGCAGAAAUCAACGAUGUAUGGGAAGAAAUGAAGACCACCCUGAAAAACCGGGAGGAGUCUCUUGGAGAGGCAAGCAAACUGCAGCAGUUCCUGAGAGAUCUGGAUGACUUCCAGUCUUGGCUAUCCAGAACACAGACUGCAAUCGCCUCCGAAGACAUGCCAAACACACUGACAGAGGCUGAGAAGCUGCUCACUCAACAUGAGAACAUUAAGAACGAAAUCAACAAUUACGAGGAAGAUUAUCAGAAAAUGAGGGACAUGGGUGAGAUGGUGACACAAGGGCAGACUGAUGCUCAGUACAUGUUCUUACGCCAGCGCCUACAGGCUUUGGACACUGGAUGGAAUGAACUUCACAAAAUGUGGGAGAACAGGCAAAAUCUCCUUUCCCAGUCUCAUGCCUACCAGCUCUUUCUCAGAGAUACCAAGCAAGCAGAAGCAUUUCUUAACAACCAGGAGUAUGUUUUGGCACACACAGAAAUGCCCACUACCUUGGAAGGAGCAGAAGCUGCUAUUAAGAAACAGGAGGAUUUCAUGACCACCAUGGAUGCGAAUGAAGAAAAGAUCAAUGCAGUUGUAGAGACGGGCAGAAGGCUAGUUAGUGAUGGGAACAUUAACUCUGAUAAAAUCCAGGAGAAAGUGGACUCUAUUGAUGACAGGCAUAGGAAGAACCGUGAAGCGGCCAGUGAACUUCUGAUGAGACUGAAGGAUAACAGGGAUCUUCAGAAGUUUCUUCAGGAUUGUCAAGAGCUCUCACUCUGGAUCAAUGAGAAGAUGCUUACAGCCCAGGAUAUGUCUUACGAUGAGGCAAGGAACCUGCACAGCAAAUGGCUGAAGCAUCAGGCAUUUAUGGCAGAACUUGCAUCCAACAAAGAAUGGCUGGAGAAGAUUGAAAAGGAGGGAAUGCAGCUCAUUGCAGAGAAACCAGAGACUGAAGCUGUAGUGAAAGAAAAGCUAACGGGUCUUCAUCAAAUGUGGGAAGAGCUCGAAUCCACUACUCAGACCAAGGCUCAGCGUCUCUUCGAUGCAAACAAGGCGGAGCUUUUUACCCAGAGCUGUGCUGAUUUGGAUAAGUGGCUGAAUGGUUUGGAGAGCCAAAUUCAGUCGGACGACUACGGAAAAGACCUCACCAGUGUCAACAUCCUAUUGAAGAAACAGCAGAUGCUAGAGAAUCAAAUGGAUGUUCGUAAGAAGGAGAUAGAAGAGCUACAAAGCCAGGCACGGGCUCUAAGUCAAGAAGGGAAGAGUACAGAUGAAGUAGAUGGUAAACGCCUUACUGUUGAAAAGAAAUUUUUGGAGUUGUUGGAGCCUUUGAAUGAAAGAAAAGCCAACCUGCUGGCCUCCAAAGAAAUCCACCAGUUCAACCGGGAUGUGGAGGAUGAAAUUCUGUGGGUUGGAGAGAGGAUGCCUAUAGCAACAUCUACUGAUCAUGGACACAACCUCCAGACUGUGCAGCUACUGAUAAAGAAAAAUCAGACACUUCAGAAAGAAAUCCAAGGGCAUCAGCCUCGUAUUGAUGAUAUUUUUGAGAGGAGUCAAAACAUUAUCACGGACAGUAGCCCGAAUGCUGAAGCAAUUCAGCAGAGACUUGCAGACUUGAAGCAGCUGUGGAACCUCCUAAUUGAGGAGACAGAGAAACGCCACAAGCGCCUGGAGGAGUCCCACCGGGCACAGCAGUACUACUUCGAUGCUGCUGAGGCUGAGGCCUGGAUGAGUGAGCAGGAGCUUUACAUGAUGUCAGAAGAGAAAGCCAAGGAUGAACAGAGUGCAGUAUCCAUGUUGAAGAAACACCAGAUUUUGGAACAGGCUGUGGAAGACUAUGCUGAGACUGUGCACCAGCUUUCAAAGACCAGCAGAACUUUGGUGGCAGAUAAUCAUCCUGAAAGUGAGCGUAUCAGCAUGCGCCAGUCCAAAGUGGAUAAGCUGUAUGCAGGCCUGAAGGAUCUAGCAGAAGAGAGAAGGGGCAAGCUGGAUGAGAGACACAGGUUGUUCCAGCUGAACAGAGAGGUGGAUGACCUGGAGCAGUGGAUUGCUGAAAGGGAGGUGGUGGCUGGAUCCCAUGAGCUGGGACAGGACUACGAACACGUAACGAUGCUGCAGGAGCGAUUCCGAGAGUUUGCCCGAGACACUGGAAACAUUGGACAGGAGCGCGUCGACACCGUGAACCACAUGGCUGAUGAGCUCAUCAACUCUGGACAUUCAGAUGCUGCCACAAUUGCAGAAUGGAAGGAUGGUCUCAAUGAGGCCUGGGCUGAUCUCCUGGAGCUCAUUGAUACGAGAACACAAAUUCUUGCAGCCUCUUAUGAACUGCACAAAUUUUACCACGAUGCCAAGGAAAUCUUAGGACGCAUUCAAGACAAACACAAGAAACUGCCAGAAGAGCUUGGUAGAGACCAAAACACAGUGGAAACACUACAGAGAAUGCACACAACGUUUGAACACGACAUCCAAGCGCUCGGCACACAGGUAAGACAGCUCCAGGAGGAUGCUGCACGCCUUCAGGCUGCCUAUGCUGGAGACAAAGCUGAUGACAUCCAGAAGAGAGAAAACGAGGUCUUAGAAGCAUGGAAGGCGCUGCUGGAUGCUUGUGAGGGCCGCAGGGUUCGGCUGGUGGACACAGGAGACAAAUUCCGUUUCUUCAGCAUGGUUCGGGAUCUCAUGCUUUGGAUGGAAGAUGUCAUCCGGCAGAUUGAAGCCCAGGAAAAGCCAAGGGAUGUUUCAUCUGUUGAACUACUAAUGAACAAUCACCAGGGUAUCAAAGCAGAAAUUGAUGCCCGAAAUGACAGCUUUACUACCUGUAUCGAGCUCGGCAAAUCUCUUCUGGCAAGAAAACACUAUGCAUCAGAGGAGAUCAAGGAAAAGCUACUGCAGCUGACAGAAAAAAGAAAAGAAAUGAUUGACAAGUGGGAAGACAGAUGGGAGUGGCUGAGACUGAUUUUGGAGGUGCAUCAGUUUUCAAGGGACGCGAGCGUGGCUGAGGCCUGGCUGCUGGGCCAGGAGCCCUACCUGUCCAGUCGUGAAAUAGGACAAAGUGUUGACGAAGUGGAAAAAUUAAUUAAGCGGCAUGAAGCAUUUGAGAAAUCUGCAGCUACUUGGGAUGAGAGAUUUGCAGCACUGGAAAGACUGACCACGUUGGAACUGCUGGAAGUUCGUCGACAACAAGAGGAAGAGGAGAGGAAGAGAAAGCCACCUACUCCAGAGCCAAGCCCAAAGGUUGCAGAAGAUGGAGGCUCCCAGCAGCAAUGGGAUGGGACAAAAGGAGAACAGGUUUCCCAAAAUGGUUUGCCAUCAGACCAGGAAUCUCCACGGGUUAGUUACCGCUCCCAAGCCUACCAAAACUACAAAAACUUUAUUAGCAGACGGACAGCCAAUGACCGAUCGUGGUCUGGACUGUGACAUACAAUCAUUUGCAGCAAAAGACACCUUUUUUUUUUCAGUAUGGUCUACUGGUACUGGUUUAAUCUUUUGGCUUCAGAUUUCCCUGCUGCUUUUCUCUUCCUUCCCAUCAGUUGACUUCUAUUUAAUUAGCAGAUCCUUGGAGAUAUAUUUGUUUCACUUUAAUCCUUGUUUAUUUGAAUAUCCCCACUGACACUCAGUUGCUUUAAGGUGACACAUUUAUUUCAUGUUAUUUACUAUGAGUUUUUCAUGUUGUUAAUAGUAUUAAGAUUUUCCAGCUAAACCAUCCUUUUAUGAGUAAUUGAGAUUUAAUGAGAUUACAUCAUAAUGAAGAAGAGAACUAGAAUCUGACAGGUAUGACGCAUCGAGUUGUACUAACAGGUUUCAGCACGGCAACGUUAUUAAAUCAGCUGCAUUAGCAAGUGAGUUAUUCACAAGGCCAAAGACAAUACCUGCAAGUGAGCUCAGCAGUGAAGGCUAGGAGGGUGGGGGGUGUUGUAACUACCAACAAAUUAAAAGCCUUAAGAUUAGCUGUAUAACAUUCCAUGUAGAAUGGACUCAUUGACUGCAGAUAAAAAUAAACAUGAAAUAAAACAAUAAAAAAUAGUUUCUAGAUUUAUCUUGGUAUUUAGUCCUAAUGAAGAGUUGUGAUCAUACUGAGUAGCUGUUUUGGGACCCCAUUUAUUCUCCUGUCCAAUUUAUGCAACAGCAAUUUUGUUUCCUGACCCUGGAGAUAAAGUGGUAUAAAUGAGAGUAGGUUGUGGACCCUUAAAAGAGGGGUUGUCAUGCUUUUCUCUGAAAGUGAAAUAAAGUACAUUGGUCUAAGAUUCCAGCUCUGUAUUUUCUAUAAUGUGGGCUGAAUUGUCCAUUCAGUCCUUUUUGACAGAGGAUAUUCCAGUGGAGUCAAGAUGCAUGCCAAUAAGUAGAAAUACCAGUAAAUAUGUAUAUGUAUUUAAAGCAACAAAAGAAUAGCAAACUGGCUUUACCCCUUCAUUACCUUCCUGCAAAGCCAACUUGUUUGAAACCGAUGCCUAGAAUCAUGGGGAAAAUCUCUCAUGUUGUCUAUUGUGUUUUUGAACCUCACUCUCUGAUGUCAUACUAAGCUCAGGAAAGGCUCCUGGCAGGCUCAAGUCAAUGGGUAUCAGAGCUCCUACCAGUAGCACAGGGGAAAUAUGGGUCCCAGUUUAGGACUGUGGGAAGAAUGCCUUCCAGCUUAAGUUCACCUUUCAAUUUGUGCAUCCAAGUGACUUCUGAAUCUGCACACUGUUAAUGCUGUAGGAUAUUAAGCAGUUCUGCCUUUUUCUUCCUUUAGAUAAAGACUUUUAGUUCAUCUUUAGUACUAAGAAGGAAGUGAGAUAACUGUUGUACACUCUGAUGUUUAUCAACUUGUAAGUAGUUGUGGCAGGGAACAUGAGGUGGCCUGCAAGCACGCCCCACAUCAUCAUCAUCUUGUUGCUUAUCGUGGUCUUGUACACCACCUGUUCCUUCCAUUUUUUAUUUUAUUCCCAUGAAACAUAAUGCAUUUCUGUGUUAAUCUUUGCCAUCCACACUUCAGUCUUACAGAAGAGCUUUUUUCAUUGAAUCUUGUGUUGCAAUACAUCAGAUGUACACAGCUGUAUUAUUUCUGACCUGAGGCUCAAGACAUGCUGUUGGUCAAAAUGUAAACUUCUAGCUGAUCAGUGCAGCUCAUUCAUUCUGUGUUGGCUGAGAUCGUAAAGAGGGAGGUGAUGGAAAGGAUGUGCUUCAGUGAUUAUACUUUGACUGUAACUUGUCUUUCCACUUCAUGAUGCAUGUUUUUUUUUUCUUUUGUCAGGAUAACAAGAUAUAGAUUCUUAAUGCUUUUAAAAAUUCCAUCUAAAAUGAUGCAAAUGAUCUGGUGACUACCUACACCAGCGUUGGUUCUCUGUGCCUUUAGGACUGUGACAGCUGUAGAGCAGUUUAGCUGUAGCUUCAGACACCACAGUCUGAAAAUACUUCAGAUAUAUUCUGGCUAAAAAGUAAUAUGUAAAAAGUAAUUUAUAUAGAUACAUUGAUACAUGGGAAUUAUACUUUUAUGAUUAGGAGAAAUAAAUUAAGUCAUCAGUUAAGGUCAUCAUUUUAAGCACUAGGUGUGUAAGAUUUUACUGAUACAUUAUGGCCCGCGGUUCUGGCUUGGAACAUUAAAAGGAUACUGAGGCCAGAACAACAUACAAGCUGUCACUUAUUUACAUCUGAAAAGGCAAAUAUGUCUCUAUUACUUAAGCUGUGGUGCAGAGGCUUAAGGUGAUGAACUGAAUAUAAUGUUGCUUUAAGCACUAUGAAAAUCCAAGGCAUGUCUCCAGUCAUUGUCACCGGCUAUUCUGUUGCAUGUAAAACAGCCCUGAGUUAAGAACACCUCAGGAGCAGCCUCUAGCCACUAAAGCACUUGCAACUAACCUCUCAGUCACAAUUAAGACAACUGUUUUCAUGUACGUGAUAACUGCUUUGUUGUAACAGUACAGUUUGCUAUUAAUGUUUGUCUUCUGUUGCGUUGUCUCUGCAUGCCCAGUGCAUGUUUCCAUUAAAGUUUGUUUAGCUCCCGUUUUCCUCUAUUUUCAUUACACAUUCUUUGCAAACCUGUUUAUGAUUCAGAUUUAUUUUGCUUGUUUUCUGUUAAUUGUAGAUAACACAUGGAAAGGAAAUAAAACCCGAAAGAGCAUCAAUAAAGCUUUUCAUAGCCCUUUUACAAUCAGUAGCAUUUUAAGUAGAUAUAACAGGUCUGAUUGUGUAAUUAAAGUUGGCAUUUGUCAUUUAAAACCAUAGGCUUGCAGAUUGCAGCACUGAAUUACACGUUACUUCCCAUAAAAACAUUUUAAGUAGCUUUUGUAGUGGCUGCUGUUCUGGAACUUGUCUUUUUUUAUUUCAGAUUAAUUGUUAGGGAUACCCAAAAGCGUUUAAUAAUUACUUUCACAUCUUGUCUGUAUCAGUACAGAAAACAUCCUACUUUUAGCACUGGUUUAGCUAACUGGUAGUUCUGGGUAGUUUACGUAAGGUGGUGCUGAGUUCCUGUAGUCUGUGCAGCACGCAGACCAUGCGAGUGUCCAGUAAUUCUUUGUGGGCUUUGUGUAUCUCAGACAGGGAUCCUGCCAGUUUAGAAGAGUAUCUCUGAAGGGCCUUCCUUUUUCUUGAAUGUGGAAUGUUGGGCAUUAGUGAUCAGCAGUGGCGAUGAAUAAUUAAUUGAGCACUCAUUGGUGAAUCGCUGGCUGUGUGACACAACCUGUGUUGCAGUAGCAGUGCCGGCAGUGUUUGGAUAAGCUUCAGUCUCAUCUAUUUGUUUAUUUUCCCCCAUCCCCUGCCCUCCUUUAAUGCAAGAUUUUUGUUUUAAGAUUUGGAUAGAAAUAGCCUGGUUUGAUGGCUUUGACUUACCCUGAUUUUGAAGAGAUGGUAUCAUUGAUUUUUACUCCAUCUGGCUGCCAUUAGAUAGAUAGAUUCUUCAGUAGCAGCGUAGAUAUUUCUUCUAAUAAACUGAGCUGUAAGGCUGUGUUUCUGUAGGGACAGAGUAAAAUAGAUAUGACUGCAGUGGAAUGUGAGCUGUGAUUCUUUCCCUGUUUCAGUGGUGUAGUGUCUGUACUCUGGAAAUCUAGAUUGCUUAAAGGCAGUUAACCAACCCUUCCCAUGUCCAUAGCAAGUUGACACUUAGAUCUUUCUAGGUCAAUAUGUGAGGUACAAAGGUGUGAGGUACAACAAUGUAUACUUGGCAGGUACAAGAAGUUCUAGCAAACAGUAGCAAAAUUUAGUAUGUUGCAUAAUUCGGCUGCUUUUGAAUUGUCCGGGCUAUGUGCAGAAGUGGGAAUGUCUAAUUAUUGUGCCAUUCACAAAUACCUGCUUGUCUGCAUAAAAACAGUCCAGAAUGUUUGUAAUCUACUAGAGCGUUAGCAGCACUAAGCUUGAGUAACUUGCUAAUAAUAAUAAUACACACUGGUUGUGUAACUCCUGAGCUGCUACCAAUGGCUCUACGUGUCAAAGUAAUGGUACGAGAAAACAAACAAAAAAAACUGGGACCAAGCUGCAUUUCAAAAGUGCAUAGCCAUUAGGAUUCCAAUUUAAAUGAUUUUGGGAUGAAUGGCUCCUGAAGACGUCGAAAGCUUGACCAGUCAGAGCUGCUGGAAACAUGGCUGCUCUCUAGGCUAUCUCGAUCACAGUGCGACAGGCAACGCGAUCAACAAAGCAAGUGAUGGGCAAGGCCUUGGUUCUGUCUUUGUUUGGGGGUAAAUAGCUGUGUGAUGUUGUGUGACUGUGGUGGUUUUCAGUUCCUUUAACAAAAAUCCAAUCCUCCUAAUAAUGAAAGUCUGAAAACGACUUUGAUAAAUGAUGUAUGACCUCGUUUCCCUUGUCUUUAAGAUCGAAUAUCUUAACUGGGAUGCUGGAGAUGAAAUGCAUGGUGUAAUCUCUCUAAUUUCUGCAUGUUUUGAUUUUGUUGUGUCACUAGAGGAAUGGGGAAAGUGGGAAAGGAGCUUUUACAGAAAGAAAUGCUGAAAAUUUUUGUAAAUGCUCCUGGGCAGUUUUGACAUAUUUCUCUCUGCUGACUCAUAGCUAAUACCUUUCACAGACUUUUUAUGCCCCAGUAAUGUCAUAAAUGUAUUUAAGGUGGCUGAUGUGUAUAACUUCUACUGUUCUUCUUAGGUUUGCAGAAAGUGUGAUUGUUACUGUUCCAAACAUUUGAGUAAGCAGCAGAAUUGAAUGCUCUCCUUUUAGGAAUAACAAUACAUAAAAUAUUAUGAAUUGACUAGCAGAGCAAAGCACAGUAAAAUUCACACUGAAGUUUAGCAGCUCUUAUUUUCCUGUUUCUCCACCUGUAAAAUGGGUACUAAUCCAUUCAUAACUUCUAAUUUCCUUGGCCUCCUGUUUCUCCAUGAGAAAGAUCUCAUUGGCCUGUGUCAUUCUCCAGGCUAAGCUUAUACACAGCCACAUUGUGCAGGGAAACAGAUUAACUGCAAAAUACUUCAGUGUUUUGAGGCAUCUAGCU